CAUUGCUCUAGUUUUGGCCGUGGCUGGCCCUUUUUUGUGUAGCAAUUGGUCUGGUUUUGUUACGCAGACCUGGCAACCCUGAUUGAAUGAACGUAUACAGGUGACCAAGCUACGGGUAUUUGGUAUUUUAGGUGAAACAGGUAUCGCACAUCGAAAAAUGAAAACAACUUACUUCCUCGCGAACUUUUUAAUAACUUUUUUGAGCGUUAUGGUUGGUUUUUCAUUCUCUAAGCUUGCCAGGCCAACGGUACCGGCGAUAGCGCAUCACUUUGGAACAAAAGGCAGGUACGAGGAAGUGAACCCACAUCUAUUAGAUGACAUUUUGUUUGUGAACAAAUCACUGGUAGCUCCCCCGUCUUCAGAUUGCCGUGCAAUUCACAUGGUGUCGGUUAUACGCCACGGAACGCGCUAUCCAACCACCAAAAAUGUGAAAAAGGUCGCACGAUUGUUUGAUCUGGUCUCGUCUCACGCAUCGGGUUCAGCCUCUUGGCUAAAUGAUAUUAAGACUUGGAAGAUGUGGUACACUGAAGACAUGGACGGCAGACUGGUGGAGAAGGGGCGCGAUGACCACAGACAUUUGGCUAUGAGACUGGCACAGUCGUUCCCCACUUUGAUUUCUGAGGAUCAUCUCCGUGCCAACCGCAUUGAGUUCAUCACCAGCUCCAAGCAUCGCUGUGUUGAUAGUGUCAAAGCUUUUCAAGAGGGUCUUCACCGACUCUGGAAUGUUCAGGAUAUGGAUUACAAACACUAUGUGGAUGAUUCAUUAAUGAGAUUCUUUGACCAUUGUGAGAGAUUUGUUGAAAGCGUUGAGAAAAACAAAACUGCUUUGAAAGAGGUAGAACGCUUUAAAUCUUCAGCAGAAAUGGAUGCAGUACGGAGGAAAAUAUCCAGUCGCCUUCAGAUUCCAUACAGUCAGUUCACCCCAGAUAUGGCAGAGGCUGCUUUCUUUUUGUGUUCCUAUGAGUUUGCCAUCAAAUCAGAGAACUCUCCCUGGUGUGGUCUGCUGGAUGAGUCUGAUGCUCAAGUCCUGGAGUACAAAAAUGACCUGAAACAGUACUGGAAGAGGGGAUAUGGGGAUGACAUCAACCGUAAAUCCAGCUGCCCUCUCUUUCAUGAUAUUUUCAAGCGUCUUGAUAAGGCUGCUAAUUACUACAGAUUUGGAGAAGUAAAAAAGACUGCCACCAUCCAGGUUGGACAUGGUGAAACCCUGCUGCCUCUGCUAUCUCUGAUGUCCUUCUAUAAGGAUAAAAAACCUUUAACUGCAGAUAAUUUUUCAUUGCAGCACAGCCGCGCAUUCCGCACCAGUCAGAUUAUACCUUAUGCUGCAAAUUUAGUCUUUGUCCUGUACGAAUGCAGUGAUGGACUCCGAAUACAGUUGUUUCUCAAUGAGAAGUUAAUGACUUUUCCCAACAUGAACCAUUCAGCUCCACUGUAUGAAACGGUCAGAAAGCAUUACUCAAAGCUCCUCAGUGGUUGUGAGUUUAAUAAGGAAUGUAAUGUGCCUCAGUCAAACCUCAGGAACACUGAACUUUGAGUUAGGUUUAUUAAAUAGGUUAUUACAAGGUUGAAUUACUGUGCACUUGCAAUGACUGCAUCUUUUGAUUCUAUAUUUUUCUUCAUGUUGUGGUUGAAGGUUUAAUAUGUUGCUUUAUUUAUUUCAAUGGUUACCAAAUUCCGAGAGGGGAGGGGGUUUGUAUGCUUUAAGAAUGAUUUAUGUUUGUUGUUGUUUUAUUUGCCAAAGAGAAUUAUUGUUAUACAGUGCCAAAUCAUUUGUAAUCUUGUAAUGAAAGCAGUUUAACAGAAAACUUGAAGUUUUAUAUAUUUUAUUAUAAUAAUAACUAUGCAAUUUCUAGUGGGUAGUUCACUUGGUGGGUUUUUACAAAAGUCAAAGACCACAUGGGAUCAGAUCCAAUCUUGAAAAUGGGUUGUAAAUAGUAAGAAGAAAAGAAAUCUGAAAUCUUGGUGUGUGUGUGUGUGU
Molecule: messenger RNA, 1978 nt
Organism: Carassius carassius (crucian carp)
Lineage: Eukaryota; Metazoa; Chordata; Actinopteri; Cypriniformes; Cyprinidae
Gene: minpp1b
Product: multiple inositol-polyphosphate phosphatase 1b
Exons: 5
Coding region: 158-1534 (458 amino acids)
Molecular function (GO): acid phosphatase activity; inositol phosphate phosphatase activity
Source: RefSeq, a predicted model, not a curated record